AUGUCCACCUUUAUAGACCCUUCAAGGACAAGCGCAUCUAAUACAAAUUCAUUCUUAUACCAUAAUGAUUCAUCUUCUUCUCCUGUAAUAUGCAAUAGUAAUAACAGCAGUCAUCAGCAGAUACAACAGCAGCAAACACAACAUAUACAACAACAACAGGCUCAAGCAGCAAUAAAUGCUGAUUUCACAAAUACAGCCGACCAUAUUAACUACAGAACAUCUGCGAAGCCUUCAACAGUAACGACAUCAUCCACUACUAAUCUCUCAAUUUCUAACGAUGAUGUAGUUAGUUACGAUUCGUCCAUUCACAACGUCCAUGACCGUCGCAUUUCUUCUUCUUCCAUAAACUCUUCCGCUUCUUCGACCUCCAACUCUUCAACUUCUUCAAUAAAAUCAGGCGCAACGUUUAUAAACUUGAAAAAACCGGUACAAAUCUCUGAAACAAACAUUAUUAAGGAUCAUCAUCACCAACCGAAUCAACAACCGUCAUCGGUUUCGUCCCUGAAAAAUGGGUUUCACUAUUCAGUAUCCACUGCUACAACUAUUACGGCGUCCAAACCUUCUCAUACUACUAAGCCCACCAAAUUAGAAAUUUUGCAUGAUAGACCAUCUAUUUGCACAACAACCAAUAGUCGUUCUUUUAUCAUAAACACUACUGCUUCUGCUGCUGCAAAUAUCACGCCCUCUUCUACCGCCGCUGCAUCAUCCAUCAAAACACCCGAUUAUCAUCCUCAUCAUCAUCAUUCUGUAAUUACUAGUACAGUUCCAGCAGCAGCAUUAGCUGAUAACAGUAAUACUACCCCUACGAAGAAAAAAAAGAAACAGUCAAAUCAACAGAAGUUACAAAAGCGCUGUAGAAAAGAAAGAUUCGCACAAGUCAAGAACGAAUAUGAACAAAAAAUCAAAGCGUUUUACCAACAAUUAACCUUAGGCUGUCAGCAAGAGCACUGUAAGAAUAAGUUUUGUGCCUCGGGACGGCGAGGACUGAUGAGCUUACAACCACAAGCAGCCUUAAUUCUGUCCAUUCAACUUGCCUCUAUGCCUAACCCAGAUUCUAGGUUGUGUCCAACUACAGCUAUAACGCAAUCAGAUAGCAAAACGAUCUCAAAAGUUAGUGAACAUAAGAAAAUGAAUAUCGAAAAGCGAGAGAUUGAUAAAGGAAGUCAGGAACAGAUUACAUCAAAAUCAUUUUUACAGUCUCUAUUUAAUUCUUCACCGUUUUCUGGACUCUUCAAUAACGAAUUACUGCUCAAGGAUAAGAAGCGAACCGAUAGUAUCAACGUACAGCAAGUAAUUUAUGAGAGUAGGAAUGAGGCACAGUACGACAAACAAAAGCGUCAUCGUACGACUAUCAAUGGUGAUAAUGAUAGGAAUAAUAGCUGGAGUACAAGGUUUUGGAAAUUAUUAGGAUAUCUCGAUGGCAAUAGCACUAAAGAAAACAUUAUCGAUCUCAGCGAGGAGGAUGAAUUAGAUAGCUUAGCUGGUGAAAUAGAAAGUGAGAGACCAACUGGAUAUGGCGAUAAUGAGGACGUUACGAAUUUGUUUGAAGCGUAUUACCAGAUUGAUGAUAGCGAUAGUAGUAGAACAUUAAUAGACCGUUCUUCUUUGUCUACGGAAUCCGAAGAAGAGGAUUAUUUUGUCAUUCUUCCCACAUGUGUCAGUCGUUCAGAUGAAUCUGCCAGAGUUCUGCAACUAGCUCUUAAUGGCGAUAUUCCCUUGAAAAGCCUUCUGAAAUGGUGUAGAUCAAUAUUUCAAAAUUGGGAAGGAAUUGGUAAUAGCUUCUUGUUGUCAGAACAACAGCAACAACAACGCGCAAACACUUUUUCAGCUUCACUCAUGAAUUUGGAAGAACUAAACAGGUUCUAUCAAGCUUUUUUACCGCAGCAGCAGACACAGAGCGAUCUUGCUACAGAAUUGAAAACAACUCAUCCGAAAAUCAAAGAGCAAAAGGAACAAUGGCAACUACAGUUAGUUGAAACUAUUUCCAAUAGUUCUGAGACACUUCUUGAUCGGAUGCUCGCAAAUUUAGAUUCACUUUUAGAAUACCAGGAAGAUAGUCGAACACAGGCAGAUUCAGACGCGGAAUAUGAUAAAGGCAUUCAUACCACGAUUAUUGAAUGGGGCCGCUCUAUCAUAGGAGUAUUCGAAUGGAUGAGAUGCUGUGAUCAGAUGUUAUAUGGAUUGGAGAAGAGUGAACAGAAGGAAGAAAACAGCCAAAUUGAUAUUGAUCCUUUCGAUGAACCUGAUGAAGGAAUAACAGCUUUAUUUACUGGUGUCAAUUCCAAGAAGCAAGAUGAAAAUAUAAAUGCGAAUGCAACUGGUCGGUUAUCGACUGCUGUCUAUAAAAAUCACAUUAUAUUGAACCAUAAAGCCUUUUUAGUCCUCAGUAAGAUUGGAAACGAAAAGAAGUCUCUGCUGAGGAAGGUGUUAGUAGAGAUGAUUGCUGGUUUGGAUUCCUCUCGAGUGGAACAUUUAGUAAAGAUUGCUCAAGAUUAUCUCUCGGACCACUUUCAAGCAGGACCGUACAAACAUGGAUUAGAAGACAAUGUUGUAAUUGCUUUGAAAAGCCUUGAGCUUAUAUAUCACGCUAAUAUGAAGAUACCCAGCGCACCCAUUAUUUCACCACCUAAGUUUUACAAUGAAAGAAUCUGUAGCAAACUCAAUCUCAAAGUUGAAUUCCGCCGUUGGAAACAAGUCCUAUUAUACGGUGAAGGGUUAACAAAUCGUCGAUCAAACCUUCUCUUGCCAACCACAAAACCUGCCUCGCUUAACAACCACCGAUUAUUUACAUCUUUAUCUUCUACAAUAACUUCAUCACCUUUUCACAAUAGUAAAACCGGUACUCUCACUCCUGAAGACUAUCGAUUUUCAUGGCUGAGUUAUCCGUUCAUUUUACCUCUUCGCAUCAAACGAAAAAUAGUCCUUAUGGAUGCCAUGUCUCAAAUGUCGGAAGAAUACGAGGAUGCCUGUGUCAAUCAUACUCUCCUCAUUCAUGCACAGAAACUAUUAACAGCAGCAGCAAACUCUAAUAACGGUAGUGGAGCUUCUUCGAACAACAACGGAAUGGCGAAUUUCUUCCGUGACAAAGAAUCUGUUCUCAGAAGUGCCACUUGCCCUUAUUUGCUGUUGGAAAUCCGCCGUGAACACUUUGUUCAAGAUACUUUUGUACAACUAUCUCAACAUUGGACUGAUUUGAAAAAGCCUUUGAAAGUAAAAUUUGUCGAAGGCGGUGAAGAAGGCAUGGAUCAAGGUGGCGUUCAAAAAGAGUUUUUUGAUGUCUUGUUCAAAAAGUUGGUUUCACCGUCAUUAGGCUUAUUUACUCAGGACGACAGCACGAGAUUAUGUUGGUUUAAGUUACAUGCUGAUACCGCCAGUUCGUGGACACGUUUAUAUGAAAUGAUGGGUGUUUUGAUGGGAUUGUCUGUAUACAAUGGUGUGAUCAUGAAUUUGCAAUUUCCCAAAGUGUUAUGGAAGGUCAUGAUAGCACCAAAUGAAAAGAUAAUAGAUGUGAUGAUUAGCAGAGGACAGCUAUUUACUUUGGAAGAUUUAGAAGAGGGUUGGUCUUUCUUAGCUCAAGGUCUGCGCCAACUGCUAGAUUGGGACGAAGAAGAGCAAGGAGGACUGACUGUAGAAGAUAUAUUUUGUCGUGAUUACGAUAUCUCUAUGGAAGUGUUUGGUGAAGGAGUAGUCACUACUUCCUUAAUGCCAGAAAGAAAGCCUGCAGUGCCAGUUACCAAAGAGAAUCGUGAUGCUUAUGUGCGUGAUUACUGUAUCUAUUACAUGUAUACUGCCCAGAAAGAGCAAAUCUUGGCUUUACGUCGUGGAUUGUGGAGUGUGCUAGGCAGUCGGGCUCUUUGUUUGUUAACAGCUGACGAAUUGGAAAUGGUUGCCUGUGGUCUUCGCCAAGGUCCUGAUGCGAUUAGCUUAAACAUGGCCGAACUGGAGAGCGUCACAGAGUACGAUGAUGGCUAUAGUGCGGAUCACCCUACUAUCAGACAAUUCUGGUCUAUUGUUCACCAUAAUUUGACGCAUGAACAAAAGAAACAGCUCUUGCUUUUUGUCACAGCAAGUGAUCGGGUUCCUGUAGGCGGUUUGAAGGAACUUACAUUCUAUAUUCAAAGGAAUGGUCCUGAUAGUGACAGGUUACCCACCGCAUUGACUUGUUUUAGCAGGCUAUUACUACCUGAAUAUGCCACGAAGCAAAAAUUGCGCGAAAGGCUGAUAACAGCAAUCGAAAAUACUCAAGGUUUCGGCCUCGUUUAA
This is a messenger RNA of Mycotypha africana, 4263 nucleotides long. RefSeq lists its product as uncharacterized. The record is from RefSeq and is a predicted model, not a curated record. Gene Ontology annotation, molecular function: ubiquitin-protein transferase activity. NCBI's taxonomy places the organism in Eukaryota, Fungi, Mucoromycota, Mucoromycetes, Mucorales, Mycotyphaceae. The transcript is spliced from 4 exons. The coding region runs from base 1 to 4263 and encodes 1420 amino acids.